Podarcis lilfordi (Lilford's wall lizard) is the source of this 2252-nucleotide messenger RNA. Lineage: Eukaryota; Metazoa; Chordata; Lepidosauria; Squamata; Lacertidae. The record is from the annotation of a GenBank genome assembly.
CUUCCGGGUUGCUGGCAGGCGACGUGGGGCAUGGUGGGAUCGAGCCUCUGGCGUUGGCGUCUGAACUAGAGGUGCAGGUGAAGAAAAGAGCGGGUUGCUGCUGCGCACGCGCGGGAGAGCCGCGGGGGGAAAGGUGUACUUGCAAGAUGCUGCGGCGGAAACCGACGCGGCUUGAACUGAAGCUGGACGACAUCGAGGAGUUCGACGGCGCCCGCAAGGAACUCGAGGUGGGUGGGUGAGUGGUUGGUUGGUUGCGGGACGGCGAGGCGCUCCUUGCCCACCUUUCUUCGGUGGUGGUGGUGUUGUUUGCGCACUCUGCACAUGCUUUGUUGUUGUUUAGUCAUUUAGUCGUGUCCGCCUCUUCUUGACCCCAUGGACCAGAGCACGCCAGGCACUCCUGUCUUCCACUGCCUCCCGCAGUUUGGUCAAACUCAUGCUGGUAGCUCCGAGAACACUGUCCAACCAUCUUGUCCUCUGUCGUCCCCUUCUCUUUGUGCCCUCCAUCUUUCCCAACAUCAGGGUCUUUUCCAGAGAGUCUUCUCUUCUCAUGAGGUGGCCAAAGUAUUGGAGCCUCAGCUUCAGGAUCUGUCCUUCCAGUGAGCACUCAGGGCUGAUUUCAUGAAGAAUGGAUAGGUUUGAUCUUGCAGUCCAUGGGGACUCUCAAGAGUCUCCUCCAGCACCAUAAUUCAAAAGCAUCAAUUCUUCAGCGAUCAGCCUUCCUUAUGGUCCAGCUCUCACUUCCAUACAUCACUACUGGGAAAACCAUAGCUUUAACUAUACGGACCUUUGUUGGCAAGGUGAUGUCUUAGAGAUUCUCUUGUCCUUGCUCUCAUUUUUCUUUUUUAAAAAGCUGUUUCUCCUCACAAGGGGAGUAGCCAUCCUGUUUGUUAUUGAGCUGCCCGGCCCAGGCUGCUCUGUCCCACUCAGGGGGGUACUGAGUAUAGUAAACAGGCGGUGAGGUAGAGCCACCCGCUGGGGUUGGAUGCAAUUCCCCCCUCCUACUGUUCUUACUUGGGUGGAACUUGCAGAACCAAGCUUAUAAAAUUAUUCACAGUAUGGAGAAAGAACACUGGCUCCUCAGAGCUGCUAUUUGCUUGUUUUAAUAUAAGGUUGUUGGCUGGGGAAAGGUCACAGCUCAGUGGCAAAGGAUUUUCUUUGCAUUGAGCGGGUCCCAGGUUCAAUUGUGAGUACUGUAUCCCCAAGUAAGUCUGGAAGAGCCUUCCUGCCUGAAACUGUGGAGAAGUGCUGCCAAACAGGAUGGAUAAUACUGAGCUAAGUGGAUCCAAUGGUCUGACUCGGUAAAAGGCAGCUUCCUGUGUUCUAUGUUAGAUGAUCAUAAGCUCAGCUGUAAAGCAUUUCCUUUGCAUGCAGAAGCUCCCAAGUUCAGUCUCCCAGGUAGGGCUGGGAGACUCCCUGCCUGAAAUCCUGCAAUAUUGUUGUUAGAGUAGACAAUACUGAGCAAGAUGAAACAAUGGUCCAAUUUGGUAUAAAACUGCUACCUGUAUUCCUGUGCAAGGUGGUGUGUUUGUGCAUGCACAGUAGCAGAUCUAAAUGCCAAAUGAUUCUUGAGGUUGCCUUCAUGUUAGCCCCCUGCACUCACAAGUAAAGGUAUUUGGUCCCUUUCUGUGGCAGAACCUUUUGACAGCUUGCAGUGUCUUAAAUCUGAAAGCAAAGAAUCUGAUACAUUGCAGCUAUAUUUGAAAAAGAAAACAUGUCAUGGGUGGAGGAGGCACAUAUGUGAUUGUCCUGGAGUAGUUUUCUUUAAUCAUGCUUCCCAUUUGUUUCCACAGAGUCGUAGGAAGCGUGAGGAGGUGGAUGUGGUGGGAGGCAGCGAUGGUGAGGGUGCGCUGGGACUCAGCACUGAUCAUAAGAGCCGGGAGCAGAUGAUACAUGACCGGAUUGGCUACAAACCCCAGCCCAAACCAAACAACCGUUCAUCUCAGUUUGGGAACUUUGAGUUCUAAAGCCCAAAGGGUGGACAGUGGCAGUGCCUGGUACCUGUGAGCUUCGGAAGAAAGCAGGAAUUUGUUUCAGAAGCCGAACAAACUCUGUUUAGAAAUAGCAGAAGAAACUGAGCUUCUCUCCUCUAGGUUUUAAAUGGGAGUUCCUCCUCCAAGCAGAGCAAGUCUUGCUUUCCCUACAAAGAUGGGAUCUCUUACUUGAUGGUUUCUUUUGUGCAACCUUGCUAGGCUGCCGUGCUUAAUAAAAUGUUUGUUUUUAACUUUGCAUGCUUCAUUGUAUAAACAUAGAUG